AGCUCAUCUUCCAUCGCCGCGUACCGCAGUCAGUUGUCUGAGCUCAGCAGCCACCCGCCCACCAGCCGAGCGCGAGCCGCAGCCUCACACGCACGGUGCGAGUACGUGGUGAGAGCUGUGCGCUCGUGCCUCCGUCCAUCCACCCUCCGCUCGUGCUUGUGUGAGAGAGGGAGAGCGUCAGCCAUGGGCGUGGGGAAGAAGGUGCUGAACGACGUGAAGCCGUACAUGAUGAUGAUCCUGCUGCAGAUCGGGUACGCCGGGAUGUACAUCGUCUCCGUCGCCUCGCUCAAGCGCGGCAUGAGCCACUACGUGCUCGUCACCUACCGCAACCUCGCCGCCACGCUCGUCAUGCUGCCCUUCGCCCUCUUCUUCGAGAAGGGGAUACGGCCCAAGAUGACCCUCCGCAUCUUCAUCAAGAUCCUGGGGCUGGCGCUGCUCGAGCCUGUGCUUGACCAGAACCUGUACUACGUGGGCAACAAGCUGACCUCGGCCAGCUUCUCGUCGGCGCUGGUCAACAUCCUGCCGGCCGUCACCUUCAUCAUGGCCAUCGUCCUGCGGAUGGAGAAGCUCCGGCUCCGGAGCUCGCACAGCCAGGCCAAGGUCGCCGGCACCAUCUGCACCGUCAUCGGCGCGGUGCUGAUGAUCAUGUACCACGGCCCCGUGGUGCAGUUCCCGUGGGCCAGGGGCGCCCACCACGUCGACCAGGCCGCCUCCGCCGCCGCCGCCCAGAGCAGCUCCACCUGGCUCAAGGGCACCAUCGCCAUCAUCACCAGCUGCGUCGCCUGGGCCGGCUUCUUCGUCCUCCAGUCGAACACGCUCAACAGCUACCCGGCGGCGCUGACGCUGACGACCCUGAUCUGCGCGAUGGGCACCGGGAUCAACGGCUCGAUGGCGCUGGUGGCGGAGCGCCACGACAUGAGCGCGUGGGUCAUCGGCCUCGACACCCGCCUCUUCACCGUCGUCUACUCGGGCGUGGUGUGCUCCGGCGUGGCCUUCUUCGUGCAGGGCAUCGUGACGGAGACGCGCGGGCCGGUGUUCGUCACGGCCUUCCAGCCCCUCUGCAUGAUCAUCACCGCCGUCCUCGGCUCCGUCAUCCUCAAGGAAGAGACCACUCUCGGAAGUGUGAUUGGCGCGGCGAUCAUCGUGCUGGGCCUCUACUCCCUCAUCUGGGGCAAGAGCAACGACAUCAUCGACAAGCCCGUCCACUCCGUGGCCGAGAAGCUGGCCCUGCCGCUCACCUCCGUCAACGGCAACGGCACCAACGGCACCAACGGGACCAACGGCACCAACGGCGGCAGGCACGUCAACGGCGGCCAGGUCGCCCACGACGUCGAGACGCCGGCGGUGAAGGGCGCGAUCUGCCACUAGCGACCUCCAGGCGGCAUCUCGCGCAUGCGCCUACGUACGUACUACGUGCGUUUCUUCGGUCUCGUGUAUGGUCAAGAAAUCUGCUCUACGUGUGAUGCAGAAAGGAAGUUGCAUGUGUCGACGAUCGACGGUCUAGUUUCUUUAUUUUGAUUUCGCAUUUUGACUUUGAGCGACCACAUAAAUUUAUGAGCUCCUUAUUACUCUUUAGCUACUACUACCAUGUAUGUAACUUUGAUCAUUGGACCUGCUUAUGACGCGCAUGCAUGUCUAAUCCUGCUUCGCUCUGCUAUCGUAGAGAUGUGGAGUCAAUCAAUAUUAACGACUACUUUCGAUUCAA
Triticum urartu is the source of this 1705-nucleotide messenger RNA. Its product is annotated as WAT1-related protein At1g44800. The record is from RefSeq and is a predicted model, not a curated record. Gene Ontology annotation, cellular component: membrane. Lineage: Eukaryota; Viridiplantae; Streptophyta; Magnoliopsida; Poales; Poaceae. Gene Ontology annotation, molecular function: transmembrane transporter activity.